Messenger RNA from Odobenus rosmarus divergens (Pacific walrus), 276 nucleotides. It is a transcript of the gene HRK, whose product is annotated as harakiri, BCL2 interacting protein (contains only BH3 domain). The record is from RefSeq and is a predicted model, not a curated record. Gene Ontology annotation, biological process: positive regulation of apoptotic process. NCBI's taxonomy places the organism in Eukaryota, Metazoa, Chordata, Mammalia, Carnivora, Odobenidae. Gene Ontology annotation, cellular component: mitochondrion. The transcript has a single exon. The coding region runs from base 1 to 276 and encodes 91 amino acids.
AUGUGCCCGUGCCCCCUGCACCGCGGCCGCGGCCCCCCGGCCGUGUGCGCCUGCAGCGCGGGCCGCCUGGGUCUGCGCUCGUCCGCCGCACAGCUCACGGCCGCUCGGCUCAAGGCGCUCGGCGACGAGCUGCACCAGCGCACCAUGUGGCGGCGCCGCGCGCGGAGCCGGAGGGCGCCCGCGCCCGGCGCGCUCCCCACCUACUGGCCCUGGCUGUGCGCGGCCGCGCAGGUGGCGGCGCUGGCGGCUUGGCUGCUCGGCAGACGGAACUUGUAG